Molecule: messenger RNA, 870 nt
Organism: Epinephelus moara (kelp grouper)
Lineage: Eukaryota; Metazoa; Chordata; Actinopteri; Perciformes; Serranidae
Exons: 3
Coding region: 1-726 (241 amino acids)
Source: RefSeq, a predicted model, not a curated record
AUGAAAUGCUGCACGAAUACACCAAACUACCAGAGGGUGAAGAGCUCCAAACUGUCCUCGAUGGGUUCAAGUAACUGCUGGGGGUUCCCACAGUGUGCUGGGGCUAUCGAUGGAAGCCAUAUCCCCAUCAUUGCUCCUGCUGAAAACCACACAGAUUACUUCAACCGAAAGGGAUGGCAUUCCAUGCUGCUGCAAGCAGUGGUGGACCACAGAUUUUGUUUCACAAACAUUAAUGUGGGGUGGCCAGGGAAAUCAGAAAUCUGUGACACGGGAGAAAGAGGAGUCCUUUUUCUAGACACCACAGAGGAGAUUGGAGGCACAGCAGUGCCCAUCAUGCUGGUGGGGGAUCCAGCAUACCCACUUCGGUCAUGGCUGAUGAAGGGCUACCCAGAGAUGGGAAAUGUGAAUGAAGACCAGCGUUACUUCAACAAGAGAUUAAGCAGGGCCAGAAUGUCUGUGGAGUGUGCCUUCGGGCGUUUAAAAGGUCAAUGGAGGUGCCUGGCAAAACAUCUUGAUGUAGACAUAACACUGGUCCCUACAGUCAUCUCUGCUUACUGCACUUUCCAUAACAUUUGCGAAAAACACAACGAGGCAUACACUGAAGAUCCCGAUGCAGCUGGGCCUUCUGACGUACCACCAGUGCCUGUUGACCAGUUGGGUGUUGCAGACAUCCAACCAUUAAGAGUGAGGGAGGCACUGGCCCAACAUUUUGCUCAACACCACUGAACUUAGGUGUCUUUAACUUCCCUUUACAUACAUAACUAGUAACUAACAAGGGAUGUAUUGAAUUGAUGUUAAUUGUGCUAUUACACAUACUAUAUUCUUUCUUCUUCUGAUCUCGGAAAAAAUAAAUAAAAAUAAUUGAUGAUU